GGUUCAUAGUAAAUCAAAGUUAUAUUACAGCAGCUUGACUGGUUUAGAAAAUAAGUAUAUAUCGUAAUGAAAUGGAAAUUUAAAAUAGCCAAAUUAGUGGUUAUUGUCAUUACAUGCUUUUGCAUUGUGUACCUGGUCGGCGACCAAGACAAAAAUAUUCCUAUCAAUGAAUUUCAACAACAAAACAUACUGUCUCGGUCUACUGAAUCUAGUAUGCUGAAUCAGAUUGCUGUUACAUCGAACUUGGACUCAGAUGAUGUAAAAGGCGAAAAGAACCGCUUGAAGCCGGCUCACGAGCCGCAUGCGGCUCACGAGCCACGGGAUGGCCACCCCUGCUCUAGCCCAUGCCAAAAUCGAGGAAGAUGUCGAAUAUGGAAAGAGCGAUACACAUGCCACUGCGACGAAGGAUGGAUGGGAAGAGACUGCGAAGAAAGUAGAGUUGGACGAGAAGCAUAAAAAGAGGGAAGGUCUUUGGGCUUCAGUGGUGAACAGUCGCAGUACAGAGAACUUAAGUCGAAGAUUUCCGGAUGUAAUAGGAAUUGGUGUUGAGAAAUGCGGUACAGAUGCUGUGAUAUCAUUUCUUAAGCAUCAUCCUUUGGUCAAAGUUCCCGAACAAUAUAAGGAAACUCAAUUUUUCAAUGAAAAAUAUGAGAGAGGUCUAAAAUAUUAUCGAAGUUUGAUGCCGAAAGUAGCAAACGAUGAAAUCCUGAUGGAAAAAACUCCAGCUUACUUCAAUUUUCCACCUGCUGAUAUCCCAGAUAGAAUUAAAGCAGCUCUACCAGACGUUAAACUCAUUGCUGUUCUUUGUGAUCCGGUGAACAGAACGUUUUCAGACUAUGUGCACGAGAAAAUAAUUGGGGGAGUACAUGCAAAAACUUUAUACGGUGAUAUGGUAAGCAGUUACUUGGAUAAAUACAGGAGGAACUUGACAAAGAUAUUACAGAAGGCAGAUACUGAUGGAUACGAUUAUAUCGACAGUUUGCAUCAGAGGGAUAAACCUUCUCAUAUAUUCACAACAGGAAUAUAUUAUUACGCCUUACAGAGAUGGACGAAGCUAUUCGAUGCCAACAAAUUACAUAUCAUUUCCGGCGAAGAUUUGAUUUCUCAAACAGGCGUCGAAAUGGAAAAGUUACAAGAUUUUCUAGAAAUUCCAAAAUUGUUAUUAAAAGAGGAUUUUGUGCGAAAUAAAAACACUGGAUUCUUUUGUUUCAACCCAAAAUGGUCUAGUGAAGCUAAAAAAUCCAUGAAAAUGUAUCAUCACGAAAAAUGCCUCACAAAAAGCAAAGGUAGAACUCGAAACAAAGCGACGAACGUUAGUUCGGAAACUAUUAAAUCUCUUCAAGAUUUUUAUCGUCCUUUCAAUGAAAAACUUUUCAAGUUUUUGAAUAAGAAAAUGAACUGGCAAUGAAUUGAAUGAAAAUAUAAACCAUCAAUUUUAUUAAACCUUUGGAUUACUAUAUCCUUCUGGGACCAUCACUAACUUUUGUUAACAAUUAACGUGAUAGUAAAGCAUCAACUUGAGCAUCAAGUUUUUAUGUUUGUUUUACCACCCAUAACU
Molecule: messenger RNA, 1558 nt
Organism: Styela clava
Lineage: Eukaryota; Metazoa; Chordata; Ascidiacea; Stolidobranchia; Styelidae
Product: heparan sulfate glucosamine 3-O-sulfotransferase 6-like
Molecular function (GO): [heparan sulfate]-glucosamine 3-sulfotransferase activity
Source: RefSeq, a predicted model, not a curated record